Molecule: messenger RNA, 782 nt
Organism: Sphaerodactylus townsendi
Lineage: Eukaryota; Metazoa; Chordata; Lepidosauria; Squamata; Sphaerodactylidae
Product: DPY30 domain-containing protein 1-like
Exons: 6
Coding region: 136-672 (178 amino acids)
Cellular component (GO): Set1C/COMPASS complex
Source: RefSeq, a predicted model, not a curated record
AGGAUACCAGAGCAAAACAUCCAGACUGAACAGUUUGGGUACCAACAGAGCUUGAUUCACAGGGAGGGUUGAGGAGAGAAGGAAAGACCAUUGAGGAAUCUCCCUACAGAGUAAUCUUUGGUGCCGAAGCAGGAAAUGGAGACUGCGUAUCUGAAGAGAUGCCUGGGGAUAUGCUUAGCAGAAGGUCUCGCCGAAGUGGCCGAACGUCGGCCACCGGACCCAAUAGAGUACUUGGCCUUCUGGAUUUACAAAUACAGGAAGAAUUUGGAUGAAGACUUCCUGAGGAAAAGGGAAAGGGAGGACCUGGAGCGUCAGUGCGAGGAAGCCCGAAAGGAAUUGGAAACGUUAGAGAAAAUGAAAGAAGAAGAACUUUUAAUCCAACAGAAGCUCCAAGAAGAGAGACAGGCGGAGCUGGAACGAGAACGCGAGGAGCUGGAGAGGCUGGAGAAAGAGCAGGCAGAGAUGCUCAUCUUAGAGCAGAAGCGGAUCGAAGAGAUGGAGGCCAAGUUAGCAGCUGAAAAGGAUGCACAGUCCAAAACCUUGGCUGAGCUAACGGAUAAAUAUGGCGCUCCCCAUUUGACCCGUGUCGAGGAGAUAGAUGAAAUGGAGCAAUCUGACCAUGCCCUGCCAACUAUUGCCGAGUCAGAGGAAGAAGACACAGUGUUGGAGUAAAGGUUUGUGCAUUUUUGCCACACCUCCACCUGUUUCCCUGGAUGCUGAGAACUUCAGAGCUCUCUGGAAAGGACCCGCGGAGAAGAUGGCGAUUUGCGAAGCUGACAAGU